UAUUUAGGAAACACUUUUAUACUUUAGCAAUGACAAAAAACAGUUUAUGCCACUUUUAAAUAUUUGCUCGUCUGAUCUAGUCUGGGCUGAUCUGAUCUGUUCUGAAGUGAUCUGUCUGAUCUGGUAAUGUAUAGUGUUGGGGAAUAUUAUCCCGACAUGUUAUUGUUCAGAAGCCCAAGGCACCACCCGGUGCAGAGCCUAGUCGGCGAGGCCCAUUUAGGCCUACACGGCCCAUUCUUCGGCCCAACCGGCCUAUAUUAGGCCCAUUUAGGCCCAUAGGUCCAUCUAGGCCCAUUGGCCCAUUUAGGACCCUCCCCUUCUAUAAAUAGGAGAAGGAAAGACCUUCUCCAGGAUCUGAUCUUUUUAGCUCUUGUCUCCCGAGAGCUCUUCUCCCUGCUUCUUCUUCCUCUUUAGAUAGGAUCAAGCUCCAUUGAUGGGAGCUCCAAAACUUGUGCUAUGUAAAUGGUGAGGAGAUGAUUAAUGAGAAAGAACUGGCUUGGACGUUAGCCUAAAAAGUCCCGUGGUUUUCUCCCUGUCCGGGUUUCCACGUAAAAAUCGAUGUUAUACCAAUUUAUAUCUAUAUCUAUAGUUUAUGUUGGACUUAAACUCAAGGCGCGACCUAUGGGAAUCUGUUCAAAAAGAUUAUGUGUUCUUAGAUUCUACAAAUGUUUUGAUACCAAAAGCUACUGAACCGCAGCAAUGUUUCCAGGCUUUGAACCGCAGGAGAGAGCAGGAGGAUACCCACGUGGCCAUGUGGGGGUGGAGCCCGCCCACCUAGCAACUUGGAGGAUAAUCUCUAUUCAGGCACCACGAGAGAAGGCAAGUGGCAUAAAGGAGAUGUGACCGGAGGGCUCCACACCUUAUCAUCCGGAGACUGAGACCGAACGGGAUUCUCUCGGCCGUUCCCAACCCGCCAGAGGAUCUCCAGACCCAAUCCAAGGACUCCAACAGUUUGGCCUUAGUUCAAAUCCCUACCUCAUAUCCUAAAGUGAUUGCUAAUGCCGAAGCGGGAGGCUAAAUCACUGAUGUUUGAAGCUAAUGCUGUUUGAAGAAAAUGAUGAAGCAGGAGCCCACCGCUCCAUUUGUCGCCAUCUCUCACAUGUGGAUAGAGUUGAGUGCCGGAGCCUGACAACUCAAGUGGGUGAUUUGACAGGUUCAUGGUUAUCCAGAAAGUAAACUCUUGCUUCCCGAGCGAGGAUUCCUUGAACAACACCCGGAGGGACCCCAAGAUGCUGCUGGUUACUGUCUCCGGCAGGACCCCGAGCCUAGAAUGGGAAUCCCCAAAGUGCUUGACCGGGCUGUGACGGACCACAACAGGAAAUAACCUUCCCAACAUAGCAGGGCCCGAACGGGGGUCUUCGUCCGAACCUCUGCAUCCAAGUGCGGCUCGGACCAAGAAGGACAUGGCCCAAACAUGGGUCUUCGGCCGAGCGUCAGCAUCUUGACGCAAUUGAUCUCAUUAUUUGCAUCAACGCAUCAACACAAUUAAUAUUAUAGUCUUUUGCGUCGAUAUGUAGCUGAUUAUACCCGUAAUGUCUUUUUCCGUUCACAUGUCGACGCAAAUAAGUUUUUGUCAUUAGCGUCGCACGCGAUCGACACAAAAGAACUAUUUGCGUCCGAAUAUUUGUGUCGACAAGUGGACGCGAAUAAGUUAUUUGCGUCGAUUUGCUACGUUUUGCGUCGACAAAAUGUCGACACAAAAGACCUAUUUUGUUGUAGUGAUGAUCACACCGUUGCAUCAUCACUAUCAUAACACGACUACACAAUUACUAGUAACUUACAUCAUCAUGACCACACCAAAUCCAGAUCAAGAAAAAUAGGUUUCGAUGAUGAAAUGUUUUGUGGCGCAAAAUACCUAUUUUAUCACUCAUUCAUUUGUGUAACAAAAUAAUUCUUUUCAUCCAAGGCCCAUACAUCUUGGCCCACAAUACUGUUUGACGAGAUCGAUCAAUCUUCUUAUAUACAAAACGAAGUGGAUUUGCUGCCACUUUUCCCGUCUAAACUACCGGGUCGGAUCCGGGUCAAAUGUGGGCAAUUUGUUGGUGUGGGCUUAGGAAUGACGCAUGUACUUUUUGCUUUAUAUUUCGACGUGACAACCGUGGUCAAUUCCAUUGCAGGAGCAUUUAUUGAGUUCGGUGGCAUUUAAUGCGGUUGUUGGGAGGGCUGAGGCUUAUUACACAGUGUUCACACUUACAAACCCCACCAUGGCAACAACCAAAGAAAUCCCUGACUCAAACAACAGUAAUUUGUAUUCUAUGAUUAAGGAAGUUAACCACGCAAGGUGCACAUGGGCUCUCAGAGUAAGAGUGGUUAGAGCUUAUGAAGUUUCCCCUCAAUCCAAAGGAGUAGCACGAAUGGAAGUGGUUUUCCACGAUGAGGAUGGUGACCGUAUUCAUGCUGUAGUAAAACGGCCGUUCAUGCAUCUGUAUCGAAAGAAACUGCUGGAAAACAAGUGUUUUAGAAUCAAGAACUUUUUAGUUCUUGAUAACUAUUACAACUACAAAACAACAAAACACCCUCAUGUUCUGGAGUUUUUCAAGAAAACAACGAUGUAUGACCUGCAUGAAGAAACUUUCCCUGAUUUCGUGUUCAAUUUUCACCAAUUUGAUGCACUCCAGAGUCUAGGGGUGGAAAACGACAAAUUUCUUAUCGGUAAAUUUAAAUACAAAUUAUUAAGAAUGCUUUUUCCUACAACUGCGUCAAUAAUUCAAAGUUUUUCAGAUGUGAUUGGAAAAUAUGUGGGGAAGACUCCAGUUCAAACGCCUACUGUUAACGGGAAACCUGAGAGGCUGAUUGAACUAACUUUGGAAGAUCGAGAAUACUGUCCUAAUCUUCAGAAUUAGCUAUGAAUGUCGAAUAAAACGGUUCUUUUCUUAUUCACUAAUAACGAAACCUUUUUUAAAUUGAAGUGGAAAUCAUAUUGGAUGCACAUUGUGGAACAAUUACUCCAAGCAGUUUACUUAUUUUUAUGAGGAUCACAAGGAUGAACCAAUCUAUAUCAUCCUCCAAAUGUGAAGACCUAGACAUGUGUAAGAACACAUCGAUCAUCGGAUGUAACGAACAAGGCUAAAAGCAGGGCUCAAAUCCUUCAGUUCGUUCAUAUGUUAACGAGCAGAGUUUAGAAGAGAGCUACAAGUCAGUGAACACCAGUAAAAGAUACAUGCUCGUUCACAUGUUAAAGAAACAUAGAGAAAGAUCGAUAGCAGAAGAGAGACGAACAGAGAAGAAGAGAGAUGAAGAGACGGUCGUUGAACCGAAGGAUAAUAGAAGUGUUUGGGCGGAUUUAGAGGCUUAUAUACAUGUAGGGUUUGAGCUGGGGAAUAUUGGGUUUAUUACAUAUGGGCUGGGCGGAUUAUGGUGAAUUACAUAUGGACUGGGCGAAUUAGUUGGGCUGGGGGAAUAUUGGGUUUGUUACAUAUGGGUUGGGCGAAUUAGUUGGCCUGGGGCAAAUUUAUGGUAGAUUAUUUUCUAAGUUUGGCUCAAAUGGACCAAAAUUAUGGUAGAUUGCUUUCUAAGCUAAGUAAUGUCUCAUCUAUCUUAUUAAAUUUCAUACAUAGGUUCAAAUAGGUUGGAAAUAAGUAUUUAGAAGGGUUAACUAUUUAUAAUGAUUAAACAAAAUAAUUUGUAUUAUGUAUCAUGGUAAUGAUAAUAAUAAAAUUAUAAAAUUCAUAUGAUAAUCACCCUCAUAAGAGUAAGAUUUGUGAAUAAAAGGAUAAGUUAUAUUUUUAAAUAAGAUUCAAAAUUAUUACUCCUAAUAGAAAACGAGUUGCUAAAGUUGGUAAUACUGAUAAAAGCAAGUGAGUCACGUUUCCGAAAAUAGUGUAUUGUAUUGGAAUAAGGUAAUAGAAAUAGUUUAUUG
This is a messenger RNA of Cuscuta europaea, 3859 nucleotides long. The record is from the annotation of a GenBank genome assembly. Lineage: Eukaryota; Viridiplantae; Streptophyta; Magnoliopsida; Solanales; Convolvulaceae.